Molecule: messenger RNA, 498 nt
Organism: Habropoda laboriosa
Lineage: Eukaryota; Metazoa; Arthropoda; Insecta; Hymenoptera; Apidae
Gene: LSm3
Product: U6 snRNA-associated Sm-like protein LSm3
Exons: 3
Coding region: 143-466 (107 amino acids)
Biological process (GO): mRNA splicing, via spliceosome; P-body assembly
Cellular component (GO): Lsm1-7-Pat1 complex; precatalytic spliceosome; U4/U6 x U5 tri-snRNP complex
Molecular function (GO): RNA binding
Source: RefSeq, a predicted model, not a curated record
UUUGUCCCAAUGAUGCUGCGCAAUGUUUGAAUUGUGUGACAAGUAACUAACAUUUAUAACUGUAUAAACUCAAAAUCCUUUAAUCUAUACUAAGUAAUAAAUUAAAAACAAUUUCGUAAGUGAUACAGAAUUUAAUUGUAUCAUGGCAGAUGAGACAGAGCAGGUAAAAACUCUUGUACCAGCAAUAAACGUUAAAGAACCUUUAGAUCUGAUAAGAUUGAGCCUCGAUGAGAGAAUAUACGUAAAAAUGAGAAAUGAGAGGGAAUUACGAGGACGAUUACAUGCAUACGAUCAACACUUAAAUAUGGUAUUAGGUGAAGCAGAAGAAACUGUUACUACAGUGGAAAUUGACGAAGAAACAUAUGAAGAAGUUUACCGUACAACCAAAAGAAAUAUUUCUAUGCUUUUUGUACGUGGGGAUGGAGUAAUUUUGGUGUCUCCUCCUAGCAUGAGAGCACCAAUAUAAAAUUCUCACAUAUAUGUAACCUAUCUAAAAAA